AUAGCUCGCCAUUGGGUUCCCUCGUUGUCCUCCCUCCCUGUCUUUGGAGACGGAGACAGAGACAAAGACAUCUUGACAAGAGACAAGAGACCGCCCUGGAUUUUUGUCGGCUUUAUUUUGGGACAUUUCUCUGAUUGGCUCAAUCUCUUCUGAUCCAUAUCAACAAUCCUAAUUUUUAUUAUCUCACACCUCUCUUUACACUCUACUGAUAAUUGAAUCAACGAUUCCUUGACUAAAGCUCAACUCCACCCCAAAAUUCUACCCCUCAAACACCAUUUACAUAUACAAUAAUGGCAUCAAUCGCAAGGAGUUUAAGGCCAUGUGCCUCAAAAAUUACAUCCAGCACUUUUAAGACGGUUCCGUCGUGGAGAUCUUCAUCUUUUGGAGCUGUUCGAGCUUUCUCAGUAUCUAGAGCUGCUUUCAACAAGAAGUAUACCAAAGACCACGAAUGGAUUCUCCUCUCUUCCGAUAACAAGACUGGCACAAUCGGUAUCAGUGAUUAUGCCGCACAUGCUCUCGGUGACGUCGUUUAUGUUGAGCUUCCCACCGUCCCAUUAGAGGUCGGCGCUGGUGAUGCCAUUGGGGCCGUAGAGUCUGUCAAGAGCGCAUCCGAUAUCAACAGCCCUAUCACUUGCAAGAUUGUGCAAGCUAAUACGAUGUUGGAGGAAGCACCAAGCACCAUCAACAAGGGUCCCGAAGAUGAAACAAGUGCCGGAGGUUGGGUGGCCAAGGUUGAAGUUGGGGAACAAGGAGUUAAGGACUUGGAAGGGUUGAUGGAUGAAAGUGCUUACAAGACAUUUAUUGAGGAAUAAGCAGCGCGAUGGGAGUUGGUGUAUGACGAGAAACGAGAGCAUGAUUGCAUGGACGGGCGGGGCAUAGCAUAGACGGAGGAUUCAACUCAACAUUGAUGAAUGUGUAUUUGGGAAUGGAGUUUAUUCAACAAACAUAAGGGUUGGAGGGGAAUGACACUGGAUUUGCUACAUUUAUACAUGUAUGCAGCUUGUAGCCUUCUUGGAACAUGUUUGAAAGCUAUUGGUGGUCCAGCCAGUCAAUCUAUGUAAAGGAAAAGUUUACUUUUGUAGCCUAUGUGUCUGUGAAAAACGAAGUCAUUCGGGGCUUCAACUAUGCAUUACCACCCUCCUUAAUGACAGGUCGAUUAAGGUUGAUGGCCUCCAGUAUUUUGGCAGCACCCUUGCUAACCAAGUCUUGAGCAAGAGACCAUCCAAACUCAUCAGCGUCUUUUGGUGUUAGGAUCUCCUCCAACCUCUCUGAUUCCACACUCUCUGUGCCAUCAAGACUGACAACGAUAGCCUUCAUUAACAAUUUCCCCUUUUCGAUCCAGGUCGUCUCAACUCCGAUCGGCACACUGCAUCCACCCUCCAGAGUUCUCAUCAAACUUCGUUCUGCCAACCCCGCCAAUUGAGUCGGUUCAUGUUGUAACGCAGAGAUCAUCGUGCUGAUUUCUUCGUCGCCAUCUCUAACCUCCAAAGCCAAUGCACCUUGUCCCACAGCAUGCAACAUACCGCCACCCUCUGUUUUACUAUCCAGAUACUGCGUGAUCCUCUCUCCCCAACCCAUUCUUAACAAACCCGCCGCCGCUAAAAUCAAACAUGAAUACUUCCCAUCAUCCGCAUCCAGCUUGUUCAAUCUAGUUCCAAUGUUGCCUCUCGCGUUCUCAAACUUUAACUCGGGGUACUUCCUAGCUAUCUGCGCGCUUCUUCUCACACUACUCGUUCCCACAACGCUUCCUGCUGGCAGCUCUGACAAGCUCUUAUAGGUGCUUCCUGCCUUCAUGAUCAACGCAUCUCGAGGAUCCUCUCGUUCAAGAAUUGCACCAAUUAUACAUUUAGUCGGUAACUGCGUCGGCAUAUCUUUAAGACAGUGAACCACAAUAUCCAACUUCCUGUCCAGUAAUAAAGCCUCAAGUUCAUGCGUCCAUAAACUCUUUGCGCCGAAAUCAUGCAGAGCAGUUACUUGAUUCUUGUCGCCCAUCGUUUCCAAUUUGGUAAUCUCGAAGUUUAAAUGGGGAUGAGCUUUUUCGAGCGCAGCUUUUACUUGCUCAGUUUGCACCAUGGCGAGUGCAGAUUUGCGUGUGCCAAUAUGAAUAGUGGCUGGCUUCUCAUUUUGGGAUGUCUCGCGUUCGGAUUGGUGAUCGAGGGCGCGGAGGGGUGCAGCGUCUUUGGAUGACUUUUCUUGGGUACUGGUAGUGGGGUCAAGAACGGAGCGGGAGGAUGUAGAUUCUUUUUGUUCAUGAGUUGCCAUUUUAAAUUGGGUAUGAAUUGAAAGUUACUGGAGCUUUCAAUUUGGAUCUGGGCUAUAGAGGUAUUGGAGUCGGGAGGUGGAAGAGCAGC
This is a messenger RNA of Botrytis sinoallii, 2351 nucleotides long. RefSeq lists its product as uncharacterized. Gene Ontology annotation, cellular component: mitochondrion; glycine cleavage complex; cytoplasm. The transcript is spliced from 2 exons. Bases 291 to 812 code for a protein of 173 amino acids. Gene Ontology annotation, biological process: glycine decarboxylation via glycine cleavage system; protein lipoylation. The record is from RefSeq and is a predicted model, not a curated record. Lineage: Eukaryota; Fungi; Ascomycota; Leotiomycetes; Helotiales; Sclerotiniaceae.